GGGAUCAUGGCCGAGAAGCUACGAGGAGCGCAUCAGGUGGACAUCGACCCAGACUUCGAGCCGCAGAGCCGGCCGCGCUCUUGCACCUGGCCGCUACCGCAACCCGACUUUGCAGGCGGCGGCGAGGAAGAGGAUGGGGCGGCCGGGCCCGGUGGUGGCGGCGGCGGCGGCACUGAGAGCACCGAGAACGGAGGGGCUGGGGCGGGCAUUGGGGAGCGCAAAGCGGUGGUGGUGGCUGGGGCCCCCGCUCCCGGGACGGCGGCUCUACCGGUGCUGGGUGGGGACGCUGGACAGCUCCGUAAGGCUAAAACCUCUCGGCGAAAUGCCUGGGGCAACCUGUCCUACGCUGACCUCAUCACCAAAGCCAUUGAGAGCGCCCCGGACAAGCGGCUCACGCUCUCCCAGAUCUAUGACUGGAUGGUUCGAUACGUGCCCUAUUUCAAGGAUAAGGGUGACAGUAACAGCUCUGCUGGCUGGAAGAACUCCAUUCGGCACAACCUGUCUCUGCACACUCGUUUUAUCCGCGUCCAGAAUGAGGGCACAGGCAAGAGUUCUUGGUGGAUGCUGAACCCCGAGGGUGGCAAGACGGGCAAGACGCCCCGACGCCGGGCUGUGUCUAUGGACAACGCCAGCAAGUUUCUGCGCAUCAAGGGUAAGGCCAGCAAGAAGAAGCAGAUUCAGGCGGUUGGGCCGGAGCGGGGGCCCCACAGCCCCCCGGGAGCCCCCCCACCCGCCGCGAAGUGGUCCUCCAGCCCCACCUCGCACGGCCCCGGCCCCGGCCCAGCCGGCAACGACGACUUCGAGCCCUGGACUGACUUCCGGGGUCGGCCCCCGCCUCCCCCGCCGCCAGGCCUGGGCUCGCGCAUCUCCCCACUGCUGGCGGGCGGGGGGCAGCCGGACGAGCUGGAGGAUGAGGAAGCGACCCCUUCCUCUCCGCUCAUGUACCCCAGCCCCUCGAGCGCGCUGUCCCCGGCUCUGGGGGCCCGCUGCUCAGUGGAGCUGCCCCGCCUCACCGACCUGGCCGGGCCUCUCAGCCUCCACGAGCCGGGCCUGGCCGACAGCCUCCUGGACGACCUCCGGGACAGUUACGGUUUGAGCCCACCGCCCCCGCCCCACCCCGGCUUACGGGCUCGCGUCCCCCCGGCCCACGGCUACGCCUUCAGUGCCAAGUGCGGGGGGGCGGCUGGCGGCGGCGGCGGCCUGGGGGGCUCCUACUGUGGGACCAUCUACAGCCAGCCGGCCUUGGGCCCGCUGCGCCGCCUGCCCAUGCAGACCAUCCAGGAGAACAAGCAGGCGGCCUUCGCCCCCUUCCGGCCCGGCCCCCUGCAGGGCCUGCUGGGCUCCCCCGCCGGGCCGCCGCCGCUGCCCCCCGCCAGGCCGCACAGAUCGGGCUCCCUCCUGGGUGGGGGCCCUGGGGAGCUGGGACUCCCGGCGGCGGCGGUGUACCCGGCCCACGGCCACCCCCCGCCCAGCCACAGUGCCUUAGCUCACCCCAUCAGCCUUAUGACGCUGCCUGGCGACGCCUGCGGUCUCGGAGGACUGGCCCCCCCGGGCCACCCGGCCCCGUACGGGAGUGGGGGCGGGCCGGCGGGGCCCCCGGGCCUGCUGGAGGCGGCGCUGCAGGGCCCGUACGCGGCAGGCGCCGGGGGCCACGUGCCGCUGGCCGGCCAGGACCGCUUCCCUGCUGACCUUGACCUGGACAUGUUCAGCGGCAGCCUGGAGUGUGACGUGGAGUCCAUCAUCCUCAACGACUUCAUGGACAGCGACGAGAUGGACUUCAACUUCGACUCGGCUCUGCCCCCGCCGCCCAGCGGCCUGGCUGUGGCCGCCCUGCCCAGCGGGCCCCCGCCGCCCAACCAGAGCUGGGUGCCCGGCUGAAGGCGGCCCCGGGGAAGGGGGCUCCCGGGAACAGAGCAGGAGCCGGCCCCUCCCUCCUGGGCCCCGCGUCUCACCACCCGGACUGCGACAGCUCCGGGAAGGGCCUGCCGGGCUGGGCUGGGCUUGGGAGACUCUGUCUUGCUGCUGCCAUUGGGAGGAGAGGGGCCUAGCUCAGCUUCCCCAGCUCCCCUGCACACCCCUCAAGGACCCCUGUCUCUUCCCUGCUGCCAGACCCCCCCAGCCCUGACAAGGGAACGCUCGGUCCAAGCCCUAGGGCCCGAUGCUUGGGUCCUAGAGAGCCAGACCACAAGAGGCUGCAGGCAGGAGGGAGGGCCCGAGGCCCCGGGGUCCCAGGCCCCCGCCUCCCCCUCGCCCACGCCCUCAGCCUCACCCCCAACGGGCCCGUCUUGUGCCGCUGUGCAGUACAGUGGGAUUGUCAUGUCUGCUUUGUGUGGUGAUAAGCGUUGUGUUCCCCCUUGGGUCAGGAAAGGCUGAAGAGGCUGGCGGGCCGGGAGAAAGGAGGGGCUGGGGAGCAAACCCUGGAGGCUGGCAGCCUGUGCCCCUCAGGGAGCUCCCCUACUUCGUGGGUCCCUCCCCAAGCCACCCCCCGUGGCCGGCCCCUCUGCCCGCUCACACUCAGCUCUCCCUCGGCUAGUCCUGCCAGGCCCUCCUCCAAAACGCCCCUUCCCCAACUCCCCUCAACACCAACCCUCCCCCAUAUUUAUAAGUGUCCAGUCUGGGUCUGGGGGGGAGGGUGGGCGCGGUCGUUCCCCGCGCAAAUAUCGUAGGCAGUGUACCGUGGCCGUGCCGUUAGCGUGUGUGUGCGUGUGCGUGUGUAUCAUGUAAAGGCCGUGUAUAGUGCAUUGUACAGCAUAUUUUCAUGAAUAAAAUUGUUUUAAAUAUU
Molecule: messenger RNA, 2782 nt
Organism: Antechinus flavipes (yellow-footed antechinus)
Lineage: Eukaryota; Metazoa; Chordata; Mammalia; Dasyuromorphia; Dasyuridae
Gene: FOXO6
Product: forkhead box O6
Exons: 2
Coding region: 7-1878 (623 amino acids)
Biological process (GO): regulation of transcription by RNA polymerase II
Cellular component (GO): nucleus
Molecular function (GO): RNA polymerase II cis-regulatory region sequence-specific DNA binding; DNA-binding transcription factor activity, RNA polymerase II-specific
Source: RefSeq, a predicted model, not a curated record